This is a messenger RNA of Suncus etruscus (white-toothed pygmy shrew), 1862 nucleotides long. It is a transcript of the gene KCNN1, whose product is annotated as potassium calcium-activated channel subfamily N member 1. Gene Ontology annotation, cellular component: neuronal cell body; plasma membrane; neuron projection. Bases 219 to 1823 code for a protein of 534 amino acids. Gene Ontology annotation, molecular function: calmodulin binding; small conductance calcium-activated potassium channel activity. Lineage: Eukaryota; Metazoa; Chordata; Mammalia; Eulipotyphla; Soricidae. Gene Ontology annotation, biological process: potassium ion transmembrane transport. The record is from RefSeq and is a predicted model, not a curated record. The transcript has 9 exons.
ACCCCUGGGCUCCCCCGUGCGGGGCGGGCCGGCGGCUCCGGCUGCAGCCGCGGUCCAGGGGAGACCCGGAAGGUCCCAGCUCCCAGCGGGAUCCGAAGCUUUUCCAUCAAGGCUAGUCCUGAGACCCCAGCAGACACAGGGUCGGCACCGGGACUCCGCGGCACAGCCAUGCCGGGCCCCGGGCCUCGAGCGAACUGCAGCGCAGUACCUGCAGAGCCAUGAACAGCCACAGUCUCAACGGCUGCGGGGCGCAGCCCCUGGGCAAGGCCUCGAGCCGAGACGCCCAGGACCCCGAGUCCGGCUGCCCUGCGCUGCCUGCUGUGAGCUCUGGCCUCCAGGUAGGGACCAAGGGCAGUGGGCGGGUGCAACUCCGGGAGCAGGAGGAGGAGGAAGAGGAAGAAGAGGAAGAGGACGAGGAUGAGGAGGGCGGGCCCUGGGGCUCCCCCAGCCCGGGCCACCGCCUGGGCCACCGGCGGCAGCUGUUUGAGAAGCGCAAGCGACUCAGUGACUACGCGCUCAUCUUCGGCAUGUUCGGGAUUGUGGCCAUGGUAGCCGAGGCUGAGCUGUCGUGGGGUGUCUAUGCCAAGGGGUCGCUGUGCUCGCUGGCGCUCAAGUCGCUCAUCAGCCUGUCGACGCUGAUCCUGCUGGGCCUGGUGGUCCUGUACCACGCGCGGGAAAUCCAGCUGUUCAUGGUGGACAACGGCGCGGCCGACUGGCGCGUGGCCAUGACGCGCGAGCGCGCGCUGCUCAUCUCGCUGGAGCUGGCGGUGUGCGCCAUCCACCCGGCUCCGGGCCACCACCGGCUGGGCUGGACGGCACGCCUGGCGCUCAGCUACGCGCCCGCCGUGGCUGAGGCGGACGCCGACGUGCUGCUGUCCGUGCCCAUGUUCCUGCGCCUCUACCUGCUGGGCCGCGUGCUGCUGCUGCACAGCCGCGCCUUCAGCGACGCAUCAAGCCGAAGCAUCGGCGCGCUCAACAAGGUCACCUUCAACACACGCUUCGUCAUGAAGACACUCAUGACCGUGUGUCCCGGCACCGUGCUGCUCGUCUGCAGCCUGUCGUCCUGGGUGCUCGCCGCCUGGACCGUGCGCGUGUGCGAGAGGUGCGUGGGCGCCUGCGCCAGGGGAGCGGGUGGGAGUGCGCCCCCAGACAGGCAGGAGGUGGCCGGCAGCUUCCUGGGCGCCAUGUGGUUCAUCUCCAUCACCUUCUUGUCCAUCGGCUACGGAGACAUGGUGCCCCACAGCUAUUGCGGCAAGGCCGUGUGUCUGCUCACCGGCAUCAUGGGUGCCGGCUGCACGGCGCUGGUGGUGGCGGUGGUGGCCCGGAAGCUGGAGCUCACCAAGGCCGAGAAGCAUGUGCACAAUUUCAUGAUGGACACGCAACUCAGCAAGCGGGUGAAGAACACGGCGGCCAACGUCCUGCGGGAAACGUGGCUCAUCUACAAACACACGAGGCUGGUGAGGCGGCCGGACCCCGGCCGGGUUCGGAAGCACCAGCGCCAGUUCCUCCAAGCCAUUCAUCAACUCCGGAGCGUGAAGAUCGAGCAGGGGAAGCUCAACGACCAGGCCAAUGCGCUGGCAGACCUGGCCAAGACGCAGAACCUGCUGUGUGAGCUCACAGCCGAGCUGCAGGCUCAGCACGAUGAGCUCGAGGCCCGGCUGGCGGCGCUGGAGGCCCGGCUGGACGCGCUGGGGGCUGCCCUGCAGGCCCUGCCCCGGCUCAUCGCCCAGGCCCUGCGCGCCCCCCGCCGCCGCCACCACCACCGCCGCACCCCGGCCAGGAGCCCCCAGAGGGCAAGGCCCUCUGUGGCCAGCUGGGACUGACGGACCCUGGGGCCCCAUCCGGAUCCUCGACCCACACAC